UUGCUGUGCUAACUGCAUUGGGUUGCAAAUACAGUAGGAUACUUGUUUAGACAUCGAUAAACUCAUAUCUUGUUUUCUUGUCCCAUCUGCAGAAGAAAUCCAAGAUGUCCUCCAGCCGUAAGCAAAAUCUGAAGAGCUUGAUGCUCCAGAUUGCCAAGCAGGAACUUCAGAAGGAGGAAGAAGAAAGAGUAGCUGAAAAGGAGAUUUACAUGGCGGAGCAUUGCCCUGAACUGAGCCUGAGUAGUUCCAUCCAGGAGUUACAGGAUUUGUGCAAACAGCUCAACGGAAAGAUUGAGUCUAUUGAUGAGGAGAGAUAUGACAUGGAAGCCAAAGUUAAGAAGAACAACAAGGAUAUUGAGGACCUGAAACAGAAAGUGUUUGACCUGAAAGGCAAGUUCAAGAAGCCAGUUCUGCGCAAAGUGCGUAUGUCUGCUGACGCUAUGCUGCAGGCUCUGCUGGGCUCCAAGCACAAGGUGUCCAUGGACUUGAGAGCCAACCUGAAACAAGUGAAGAAAGAGGAGAAAGAGGCAGAUCUGCGUGAUGUUGGUGACUGGCGUAAGAACAUUGAAGAUAAGGCUGGCAUGGAAGGGAGGAAGAAAAUGUUUGAAUCUGAGGCUUAAACAGUGCAUCAGCAACCAUUUUUUGUUUCUAAUACAUUUUAUGUAGGCCAACACUGCAUUACCCAUAAGUCUUAAAUGCACUCCACUCUUCUGCUGACCCCUGCAGGUGGACUUUGCAAAAUUUUAAAAACAGUGGCUGACAUUUUUAACAUUAUUUUUUGGGAACUGGUUGGGGGUUACAGCUGUUGCCAUAGUGAUAACAAAACACGCAGCUUUGGCAACAGCUGAUGCGCAAAAAAUAUGUUUUGUUUGGAGAUAUAUUUUCGUGCAAUGGAACAGAUGUAAAUAAACUAUUUAAAGAAAGUUUUAAUUUUUAA
Messenger RNA from Acipenser ruthenus (sterlet), 937 nucleotides. RefSeq names its product troponin I, fast skeletal muscle-like. The transcript is spliced from 5 exons. The record is from RefSeq and is a predicted model, not a curated record. Gene Ontology annotation, biological process: muscle contraction. Gene Ontology annotation, cellular component: troponin complex. Bases 105 to 620 code for a protein of 171 amino acids. Lineage: Eukaryota; Metazoa; Chordata; Actinopteri; Acipenseriformes; Acipenseridae.